This is a messenger RNA of Punctularia strigosozonata HHB-11173 SS5, 3534 nucleotides long. Its product is annotated as beta-1,3-glucanase. NCBI's taxonomy places the organism in Eukaryota, Fungi, Basidiomycota, Agaricomycetes, Corticiales, Punctulariaceae. The transcript is spliced from 15 exons. The record is from RefSeq and is a predicted model, not a curated record. Bases 1061 to 3373 code for a protein of 770 amino acids.
AUGAAGAUCCCGCAAUGGACGCAUGGCUUUUUGCUUGCACCUGCACCGAGGCUCAAUGGGAACAUCUUGUUCAUCGUCUCCCACCACCAUCACCGAAUCUUUGACUCGUAUCGAUGUGCGCGCUCGGCGGCGAAGUCCAACUCGAACGUGAAGCGAGACCUUGGCACUGAGCGGGAUCCGGAGCCGGGGCGCAUGAGCUACGGCUGGCAACUCGAACGCUUACCGGAGAUCAAGGAUGGAAUCGAUACAUCCCGCCCAGUUGUGGAACCUCGUAGAGCCCGCAACGCGGAGCCCCAGCUGAUCGACGGACCUUACUCCACGUGGGACCUCGAAGUGCUUCCGCGCAUGGCGCAAUCACAACUCUUUCCACGCGCACGACUCGACGGAUGCACUCCAGGUCACGAUCCUGUUGACGGAUCCCGGACCCGGCUUCAUCACCACCCGUUCGGCGUCGAGAUACUCGUCAUCAAGCUAUCCUUCCCCGGAAAGCAAGCGCACUCACGAUCGAUGAUCCAAUUUGGAAGUAUUGGUUGAUACUUGAUGCCGCUCCGUGCGCCAUAGGCGCUAUCUUGGGCCGUCGCGAUUUCGCCGAACCGCGAGGAAGGCAUCUCGCAAGUUGACCGUGAUUCCGGCCUGAGGCCCGGCUUUCGUGGUGGCAACCAAUGGAAAUGGAACCAUCUUCGCAGCCCAGUGGUCAUCCUGACUGAAUCGGACCCAUGUGAUGCUUUGCACGCAUGCCUCCGUCGGGGACAACAAGCGCGAAACAUACUCCGGUGGAAGAAGCUGCGGACCAUUUCUCGACCUGAGUGGUCGAGAGUCUCCCGAAGCAGCCGUCUCUUAGAUGGAGGGCAUCACAUGCACCUAUUCGUUCCUGCAACGGCGUUCAUCACGCGGCAGACAGGCAGCAGGUCCGCAAGAACGCGAUUACUUUGGUACUGUACGAUGGGCGUCGUCCAUCGGCAGUUGCGUAUAAAAACGAGCGCGGCGUCGCUGGGCUCGGCACUGGGCAGACCUCGGUGCACCAUCCACUCUCGCCUACCCCUCUCUGACGACCCGGGCCAUGUUCUGGUUCUCAAUAUUACCAGCUCUCGUCGGGCUGCUGACCUUGGCCCGCACGGCCACGUCGGCAUGCUCCGGGUCUCUCGGUGCAGGAACUGCUGCCGCUGGAGACGCCUUCUGGCUCCAGUCCAUCUCCCACCAAGGCGUCGCACCCAACAGCGGUCAAUCCAGCUACACCGUCUUCAGGAAUGUCAAGGACUUCGGCGCCAAGGGUGACGGUGUGACCGAUGAUACCGCAGCUAUCAACAAUGCUAUCUCCUCGGGAGGACGAUGUGGAGGAGGCAGCUGUCCAUCUACCACGACUACGCCGGCGCUCGUCUUCUUCCCGUCCGGAACAUACAAAGUCUCGAGCCCGAUCGUUGCCUACUACUUCACGCAGCUCAUCGGUGAUGCCAAGAAUCCCCCGACUCUCCUUGCCGCGAACAACUUUGCUGGUAUCGCGGUCAUCGAUGCGGACCCAUACCUCGCUGGCGGCGCCAACUGGUACACCAACCAGAACAACUUUUUCCGCUCCGUGAGGAACUUCGUCAUCGACCUCCGACAGAUGCCGACCACUUCCGGCACCGGUAUCCAUUGGCAAGUCUCGCAAGCCACGUCACUCGUCAACAUCGUCGUCGAAAUGUCCACAGCUGCCGGCAACUCGCAGCAGGGCAUCUUCAUGGAGAACGGCAGUGGAGGGUUCAUGGGCGAUAUUGUCUUCAACGGCGGAAAAUUCGGUGUUUGGCUCGGAAACCAGCAAUUCACUGUCCGCAACAUCACCGUUAACAAUGCCGCGACGUGCAUCUUCAUGCAAUGGAACUGGGGCUGGACAUUCCAGGGGGUUACACUCAACAACUGUGGCGUCGGCAUAGACCUUACGACCGGUGGAUUGACCCAGGAUACCCAGACCGUCGGCGCGGAAGCAAUCAUCGAUGCAGUUGUCACCAAUACGCCGAUAUUCUUGCGCUCCUCGACCAACUCCCAGGGCUCCCUUCACGGCUCGCUCGUUCUCAACAACGUCAAGCUCAACAAUGUUCCGACUGCGGUCAGCGUUACCGACGGCACGGUGGUGCUGGCCGGCACUUCGGGAAGCACGACCAUCCAGUCCUGGGGCCAAGGUAACGUGUUCAAGGGGACUUCGCAGACGGGCACGUUCCAGCAGGCGAACCUACCCGUGCCGAGCAAGCCCGCGAGUUUGCUCGACAGUGCCGGACGAAUCUUUGGCCGGUCGCAUCCGCAAUACCAGACCUACGCCGCGAGCCAGUUCGUGAGCGUGCGCAGCCAGGGCGCAAAGGGUGAUGGCACGACCGACGAUACUGCCGCGCUUCAAGCUGUCUUCAACAAUUUCGCGUGCAGCAAGAUCAUCUUCAUCGAUCAUGGAACAUACAAGAUCACCAACACGCUCACCAUCCCUGCCGGCGCUCGUGUUGUCGGCGAGGUCUGGCCCGUGAUCUUGGGUUCCGGUUCGGCCUUCAACGACCAGAACAACCCGAAGCAGGUCGUCAAGGUCGGCAACGCUGGUGACACGGGUACGAUUGAAAUCACCGACGUGCUCUUCGCAACCCAAGGCCCGACUGCUGGCGCCAUCGUCGUCGAAUGGAACAUUCACGAGGACGCCCAGGGCACCGCCGGUAUGUGGGACUCCCACGUUCGCCUCGGCGGCGCGGCCGGCACGAACCUGCAGUCGGCUCAGUGCCCAUCCGGCUCGGACAACAAUGCGUGCAUGGCUGCGUUCCUCGCGUUCCACAUCACGAGCGCCGCGACGGCCUACCUUGAGGGCACAUGGGUUUGGCUGGCGGACCACGACCUCGACAGCUCGGGCCAAGGCCAGCUCACGCAGUUCAGCGGUCGUGGUAUACUAUCCGAAAGUCAGGGUCCCGUAUGGUUGAUUGGCACCGGGAGCGAGCACCACGCGCUAUACCAGUACUCGUUGGUGAACGCCGCCAACCAUUACAUGGGCCUCAUCCAGACCGAGACGCCGUACUACCAGCCCGCGCCCGCGCCACCAACUCCCUUCUCGACGAACAGCGCCUUCCACGACCCGACAAUACCUGAUCAGGCCGCGUGGGGUCUGACCGUGCAAAACUCGCAGAACAUCCUCGUGUUCGGCGCCGGACUGUACAGCUUCUUCCAGAACUUUGGCCAGGCAUGCCUGAACACGUUCAACUGCCAAUCGCAGAUCCUCAACGUGGACUCGGCGUCGACCAUCUCCAUUUUCAGCUUGAGCACGGUCGCGACGACGUGGCAGUUGUCUGUGAACGGUGCCGGCGUCGUGCCGCAGAGCGCGAACAGGAAUGGCUUCCAGAGCACGAUGACCGCGUGGACCAGAUCUUGAAUAACGAGCCGAUCCGGACGAACCUUCACGACGAAGACACGACGAAUCCCGACUGGUCGUGAGAUGUAUAGUGUCAUCACCCGAGCAAGGCCACGGCUGAGUGGAAAUGUACGGUUACAUGGUGUAUUUGUAGACUAUGGGAUGCAUAUCGGGAAAGUCAC